Alligator mississippiensis (American alligator) is the source of this 957-nucleotide messenger RNA. RefSeq names its product olfactory receptor 6Q1. Gene Ontology annotation, biological process: G protein-coupled receptor signaling pathway. Gene Ontology annotation, molecular function: olfactory receptor activity; G protein-coupled receptor activity. The record is from RefSeq and is a predicted model, not a curated record. The transcript has a single exon. Lineage: Eukaryota; Metazoa; Chordata; Crocodylia; Alligatoridae. Gene Ontology annotation, cellular component: membrane.
AUGCAGCCUCCCUCCAAGAACUUGACACUGGUGAAGGAGUUUGUUCUGGUGGGGUUCUCAGGGCUCAGAAAGGAGGUGUGCCUCCCUCUUUUCUACCUCUUCCUGGCCAUGUACCUGCUGACAGUGGUGGAGAAUGGUGCCUUGGUGCUGGUGGUGGCCACAGAGCGAAGACUCCACACCCCCAUAUACUUCUUCCUAGUCCACCUCUCAUGCCUGGAUGUCUGGUACACUUCACUCACUGUGCCCAAGAUGCUGGCUGUCCUUAUUGGCCCUUGCAGCAGCAGGUCCAUCUCCUACCAGGCUUGCCUGGCCCAGCUUUAUCUCUUCACUUUCUUGGGUGCUACUGAGUGCUUCUUGCUGGCGACCAUGGCCUAUGACCGCUAUGUGGCCAUCUGCAUGCCAUUGCACUACCAGGCUGUAGUAAACAGGGCCACCUGUGUAUGGCUGGCCAGCAGCUCCUGGCUGGCUGGGUUUCUCAGUCCUGCCCUGCCCAUCUACCUCAUGGCAAGGUUGACAUUUUGUGGCCCCAACACUAUCGAUCACUUCUUCUGUGAUGCCUCACCAUUGCUGGCACUCUCCUGCUCGGAUAGCUCCUUCAAGGAGAUGGUUGACUUCCUGGUUUCACUGGCUGUACUUGUGGCCUCCUCCCUGGUGAUUGGGGCCUCCUACAUCUGUAUUGUCUCCACAGUGAUGCGCAUCCACUCUGCAGAGGGGAGGUGACGGGCCUUCUCCACCUGCGCUGCCCACCUGGCUGUGGUGUCCAUCUAUUAUGGGACACUCUUCUUCAUGUAUGUCCGCACCAAGGCAGCCUCGACCACUCAGCUCAACAAGGUGGUAUCAAUCUUCUAUGCCCUAGUCACACCCAUGCUCAACCCCUUGAUCUAUAGCUUGAGAAACACAGAGGUAAAAGGAGCCUUGCAGAGAACUUUCUGCCGUGGGAGGUGGAGACAGGGCUGA